Molecule: messenger RNA, 5410 nt
Organism: Porites lobata
Lineage: Eukaryota; Metazoa; Cnidaria; Anthozoa; Scleractinia; Poritidae
Source: the annotation of a GenBank genome assembly
AUGGACAACAGCAUGGAGAUUCUACAGACCAUUCAUCUUGGUCAAGUCGUUGCAACUUUCCUUUUCAACACUGGACGUAUUAUAAAAGCAGUAGACAUCUUUAACGAAUGUUUGGUGCUCCUUAACGAUAAAGCCCUAGAGUACGAUCACACCCGCGCGAUAGAAUGUGGUAAAAAGCUUCUAGUGACACUACACAAUAGUGGCCAAAAAGAAGUAGAAGGCAUGACAUUACUUAAACUAGCGAACAUCUACUAUCAAACAAGCAAAUACGAGGAAGCAAGACAGUUUUACGAGAAGGCACUCAGUAUCAUGAUUCAGGCUGGAAAUAAUCGCAGAGUUGGAACAUGUUACGGAAAUCUAGGAACUGUGUUUAAAUCUGUUGGUCAAUAUACCAAGGCUGAAGAAUACUUUCAAAAAGCACUAGUGAUCAGGGAAGAAAUCGGUGACAAACAAGGAGAAGCAGUAGAUUACGGAAAUCUAGGAACUUUGUUUCAAUCUGUUGGUCAAUAUACCAAGGCUGAAAAAUACCUUCAAAAAGCACUAGUGAUCAGGGCAGAAAUCGGUGACAAACAAGGAGAAGCAGUAGAUUACGGAAAUCUAGGAGCUUUGUUUCAAUCUGUUGGUCAAUAUACCAAGGCUGAAGAAUACCUUCAAAAAGCACUAGUGAUCAGCAAAGAAAUCGGUGACAAACAAGGAGAAGCAUCUGCUUACGGAAAUCUAGGAACUGUGUUUCUUUCUGUUGGUCAAUAUACCAAGGCUGAAGAAUACCUUCAAAAAGCACUAGUGAUCAGGAAAGAAAUCCGUGACAAACGAGGAGAAGCAACAGAUUACGGAAAUCUAGGAACUGUGUUUAAAUCUGUUGCUCAAUAUACCAAGGCUGAAGAAUACCUUCAUAAAGCACUAGUGAUCAGGAAAGAAAUCGGUGACAAAGAAGGUGAAGCAGCAGAUUACGGAAAUCUAGGAAUUGUGUUUAAAUCUGUUGGUCAAUACACCAAGGCUGAAAAAUACCUUCAAAAAGCACUAGUGAUCAGGAAAGAAAUCGGUGACAAAAAAGGAGAAGCAUCAGAUUACGGAAAUCUAGGAGCUGUGUUCAAAUCUGUUGGUCAAUAUACCAAGGCUGAAGAAUACCUUCAAAAAGCACUAGUGAUCAGGAAAGAAAUCGGUGACAAACAAGGAGAAGCAUCAGAUUACGGAAAUCUAGGAGCUGUGUUUAAAUCUGUUGGUCAAUAUACCAAGGCUAAAGAAUACCUUCAAAAAGCACUAGUGAUCAGGAAAGAAAUCGGUGACAAAGAUGGAGAAGCAGCAGAUUACGGAAAUCUAGGAACUGUGUUUAAAUCCGUUGGUCAAUAUACCAAGGCUGAAGAAUACCUUCAAAAAGCAUUAGUGAUCUGGAAAGAAAUCGGUGGCAAACGAGGAGAAGCAGCAGAUUACGGAAAUCUGGGAACUGUGUUUAAAUCUGUUGGUCAAUAUACCAAGGCUAAAGAAUACCUUCAAAAAGCACUAGUGAUCAGCAAAGAAAUCGGUGACAAACAAGGAGAAGCAGCAGCUUACGGUAAUCUAGGAACUGUGUUUAAAUCUGUUGGUCAAUAUACCAAGGCUGAAGAAUACCUUCAAAAAGCACUAGUAAUCAGGAAAGAAAUCGGUGACAAAGAAGGUGAAGCAGCAGACUACGGAAAUCUAGGAAUUGUGUUUAAAUCUGUUGGUCAAUACACCAAGGCUGAAAAAUACCUUCAAAAAGCACUAGUGAUCAGGAAAGAAAUCGGUGACAAAAAAGGAGAAGCAUCUGCUUACGGAAAUCGAGGAAUUGUGCUUAAAUCUGUUAGUCAAUAUACCAAGGCUGAAGAAUACCUUCAAAAAGCACUAGUGAUCAGGAAAGAAAUCGGUGACAAAGAAGGCGAAGCAGCAGAUUACGGAAAUCUAGGAAAUGUGUUUCUUUCUGUUGGUCAAUAUACCAAGGCUGAAGAAUACCUUCAAAAAGCACUAGUGAUCUGGAAAGAAAUCGGUGGCAAAGAAGGACAAGCAACAGCUUACGGAAAUCUGGGAACUAUGUUUCAAUCUGUUGGUCAAUAUACCAAGGCUGAAGAAUACCUUCAAAAAGCAUUAGUGAUCAGCAAAGAAAUCGGUGACAAAGAAGGAGAAGCAGCAGAUUACGGAAAUCUAGGAACUGUGUUUAAAUCUGUCGGUCAAUAUACCAAGGCUGAAGAAUACCUUCAAAAAGCACUAGUGAUCAGGAACGAAAUCGGUGACAAAAAAGGAGAAGCAGCAGAUUACGGAAAUCUAGGAACUGUGUUUAAAUCUGUUAGUCAAUAUACCAAGGCUGAAGAAUACCUUCAAAAAGCACUAGUGAUCAGGAAAGAAAUCGGUGACAGAGAAGGAGAAGCAGCAGAUUACGGAAAUCUAGGAACUGUGUUUCAAUCUGUUGGUCAAUAUACCAAGGCUGAAGAAUACCUUCAAAAAGCACUAGUGAUCUUGAAAGAAAUCGGUGACAAAGAAGGAGAAGCAGCAGAUUACGGAAAUCUAGGAACUGUGUUUUUUUCUGUUGGUCAAUAUACCAAGGCUGAAGAAUACCUUCAAAAAGCACUAGUGAUCAGGAAAGAAAUCGGUGACAAAAAAGGAGAAGCAGCAGAUUACGGAAAUCUAGGAACUGUGUUUAAAUCUGUUGGUCAAUAUACCAAGGCUGAAGAAUACCUUCAAAAAGCACUAGUGCUCAGACAGGAAAUCGGAGACAAAGCUGGUGUUGGAGCUUCAUACUUAAAUCUGGGAAAACUUUGUCGAGAAUUUCAACUUACUGCAAAGAGUCAAGAAUUUGCUAAUAAAGCACUUGAGAUAAGUUACGAAAUAGGGGACAUUGAACUGCAGUUUCACAGCCACCUUAUCAUUGCUGUGAACGAGUUAGAGGCAGGAGGAAGCAUAACUGAAGUUCUGCGAAAUCUGCAUGAAAGCAUUCAGAAGUGUGAAGAAAUGCAUGAUUUUUUAAGAGUGAAAGAUCAAUUCAAAAUUUCUUUUUUUGAUAAGCAUGUGUUCCCUUACCUUUUUUUUUGUGGGUUGUUAAUUGCUACAGGCAGUUAUUAUGAAGCUCUUUACGUUGCCGAGCUUGGGCGAUCCAGAGCACUCACAGACGUACUCUCAGAUAAGUACUGUUUGGAAAAAGGGGUAUCAGUCAACCCACAGUCAUGGAUUGGUAUCGAGAACAUCAUGAACAAAAAUGCACUUAGUUCUUGUCUUUAUGUUUCCUGCUUCGGUGAUAAGAUGUACUUUUGGAUCCUCAAGCCAAACAAAAUGAUAGUUUUUCGACAAACGAGACUCAAAGAAAGGGCAGAUAAAGUGUUUGUAAAUGAGACAUUUGGUGGCCCUCUUGAUUUACGUCAAGACCAAUGCGAAGAUCGAUCAUUAUUUUCAUGUGUAAGUUCCCCGCUAUCACGCAAAACAUCUCAAAGUGACAGCUUCGAAUCUUUGCGUCUUAUCGAAGAAGAGGAAGACGAAAAUCACGACUCUAAACCUUUAACCCUUGCUGAUGGUUACAACAUGAUAGUCGCUCCUGUAGCUGACUUACUCCAAGAAUCAGAAAUCAUUAUUAUACCGGAUAACUUGUUGUAUCCUAUUCCUUUUGCUGCUUUAAAGGAUGGUAAUGGAAAGUAUUUAUCGGAUACUUUCAGGAUUCGCAUUGUCCCUUCCUUGACGACUCUUAAGUUGAUUCAGCUCAGUCCAGCAGACUACCAUAGUAAAACCGGUGCAUUGAUCGUAGGAGAACCAGACGUUAGUGAUGUAUACUACCGAGGAAAAAUUCUUCAGUUAAACUCACUGCCUUGGGCGAAAAAGGAAGCAGAGAUGAUCGGGCGACUGCUCGGUGUUCAACCGUUGCUUGGAAAGGAUGCAACUAAGCGGGCAGUCCUGGAAAGCAUGCAUUCAGUAAGUCUCAUUCACUUCGCUGCUCAUGGUUAUGCCGAACGUGGAGAAAUAGCUCUUUCCCCUGUAAGUUCCUGCGAAACUCCACACGAAGAAGACUACUUAUUAACGAUGGCUGAAAUUUCACAAGUUCGACUAACAGCCAAGCUGGUUGUCCUUAGCUGCUGUCAUAGUGCACGUGGUCAGAUUAGAGCUGAGGGAAUUGUUGGAAUCGCUCGAGCAUUUCUAGCAUCGGGUGCACGCGCCGUGCUGGCGGCGCUGUGGGCUGUAGAGGACAAAGCUACCAUGUGGUUUAUGAAUUGUUUUUACGAGCACCUUGUUCGUGGUGAAAGUGCGUGUGAAUCUCUUCAUCAGGCCAUGAAGUCGAUGAGAUCUAGAGAGACUGGCUUUUCUGACGUCAAGCAGUGGGCACCCUUUAUGCUGAUUGGAGAUAAUGUGACAUUUAAAGGUUUGUAUUCGAUAUCAUUUUUAGGUUUUUUAUCCCUACUACCUGAGAGCCUGGAACAGGCUGAGAAAAACGCUGCUAGUAUUUUUAGUCUUAAAAACAUUCAUCCUUAGGGAACCAGAGACAGUGCAAAGGGUAUACGUACUAAUUACCGCUGGGCGAGAGUUUGAAAGCAGACGGUAAGAUUCCCUGAGGACUUAAUCUAGCCAAAGCAGGUGCAGGAGCAUUUGAUUUUGCAACUUCUAUAUUAUACAGGUAUUUUUCUGGCAAAUGAGCUAAGGGCAACUCCCUUGUAGAUUUCCAGUGUUGUUAAAAGGAGGUUUUUUGUCAUCAAUCGCCUCUUUUAUGAUGCUUGUUCCGCGGAAAAGUCGAAAGAUUUAAUAUGCCCUCAAGAAAGUAUUUCAUUCGAUUCGAUUGGGUUUUACAAUACGUUUUGCUUUAGUUCUCUUCGUGGUCGCGAUUUUGUACCAGAGGAGAUGGCUGAUAUUCUGAGCAACCAUUGCACAGGCUGCUCGGGUUGUUCGGGCGGCAAGGGAUGGCAUGGUUAGCUUGAUAUCAAUCUCCUGCUUCAAGCUAUAAUCUGAUCAGUAUCCAAACAGCAAACGAAUCGAAGGAAUUUGAAAUAAAGUGAAAUAUUCUCACUGCAUACAUAAUUGGCCGGUGACGCGGGAAUUAAGUAACUCUUUUAAAUUACGUGGUUUUGGGCCUGCGCGCUCGUGACAUAAUGCAUUGCGGCCCUUGGUUACAAUUGCUUGGAAUCACAUUUAAGCUGAAAUUGAUACAAUAUGACUUAACUAAAUUUUUAGCAUAUAAAUGAUUCCUCAAAAUGUAAAGGUUUUGUUAUUUGUUUGACUUUGAAAAAAUCUGUGCCAGAUAUUUAGGUAAAACAUUUAGCCAACGAGCAACAGAAGCAUGUUGAUCGAUGGCUAAAAUAAAUCGUGCAAAGAAUACAUACGAAAGGGAACCGUCAUGAUUAGUUUUUUUAUUUGUAUCGCAGGUGCAUUUGAUGAGAGCAGUUUGAAAGAUGGCGAAGGUGCAACGGAAACAAAGAACUUGUAA